GCCGGGGGCCGGCCCCUCCCCGCGGCGCUCCUCAAUAAAGCCCCGCUGCACCUCCUCCCGCCUCCGCCUCCUUCCCCGCCGGGCCGCCAUGACGGGGCCGCCGCCGGCCGCCCUGCUCCGCCGCUGGGCACGCGAGCAGGCCCGGCUGAAGGGCGGCGUGGUGGCGGAGGACACCGAGGAGUGGCAGAAGGAGCCGAGCUUUGCGGGGCUGGAGAGAGUGGGAGGCGUGGACUUGUCUUACGUCAAAGGCGACGACUCGAGGGCCUGCGCUUCCCUCGUCGUUCUCAGCUACCCGGGGCUCGAGGUGCUGUACGAGGACUGCCAGAUGGUGGCCGUGAGUGCCCCGUAUGUGGCAGGAUUCUUGGCCUUCCGAGAGGUCCCUUUCCUGGUGGAAGCUGUUCAGAGACUUCAGCAGGAGGAGCCCAGGCUCAAACCUCAGGUGCUUCUUGUAGAUGGGAAUGGCCUGCUCCAUCACAGAGGGUUUGGUGUGGCCUGUCACCUGGGAGUCCUGACAGAUCUACCGUGCAUUGGAGUGGCCAAGAACCUCCUGCAGGUGGAUGGCUUGGCCAGGGAUGAGCUGCACAGAGAGCAGAUCCGUUCCUUGCAGAGGGGAGGAGAUACGUUCCCGCUGACAGGCACUUCAGGGAAUGUCCUUGGUAUGGCCCUGCGUAGCUGCAACAGCUCUAAGCCCCUUUAUAUCUCUGUGGGCCACAGGGUGUGCCUGGAGACAGCUGUGCGUCUAGUCCAGUCCUGCUGCAGGUACCGGAUCCCGGAGCCCAUCCGCCAGGCAACUUCUGUGAUGCUGAUGUUAAUACAGAGGAGCUGGAAACGCAGCUUUCCUGGUGCUUUGAGCCUAGCACAGACUGCAGUGCUGCUCCUCUGGGCUUUUCCUCGCUACUGCACUCCACAAGGAACUGCGGGCUCUGGGACAGCAGGCAGCCAGCUGACAUUAGAUCGAGGGAGUAUAUUCGGAAACAGAUGUGUUCACCAGUGAAGGUCCCGUCUUCUGGGCCAGAGAGAAAAGAGAAGGCUGAACUGGAUGAUUAAUCUCACGCCAGAAGAAACUGCAGGGCCCCUUCUUCACUGAACGCAAGACUGUGGUUCUGCAGAGCGCAGCGGCCGAGUGCCACCCGUGGGCAGAGCAGCACAAGGCUGUGUUGGUCAGGACAACUCCAGCCACUGUGCACUCCUCUGGUAGACCGGCAAACCAGCCUCUGUUAAGGAUGUUGCUCGAUGUUUAGAGCAUAUUUCUCGUGGUCAGUUUUGAAGCAUUGUAAAUACAUGUGUUCACUUUCUACA
Cygnus olor (mute swan) is the source of this 1299-nucleotide messenger RNA. RefSeq names its product endonuclease V (gene ENDOV). Gene Ontology annotation, cellular component: cytoplasm; nucleolus. The record is from RefSeq and is a predicted model, not a curated record. The transcript is spliced from 10 exons. NCBI's taxonomy places the organism in Eukaryota, Metazoa, Chordata, Aves, Anseriformes, Anatidae. Bases 89 to 994 code for a protein of 301 amino acids. Gene Ontology annotation, molecular function: RNA endonuclease activity producing 5'-phosphomonoesters, hydrolytic mechanism; single-stranded RNA binding. Gene Ontology annotation, biological process: DNA repair.